CACAGAGGAACCAGAGACUAUUCUUCCAGCAGACAAGAAUCCUGGGCUCAGUGGGUCCAUCCUCACGGAAGAACUAUCAGAGGCUGCUACAGAAGAAAUUUUCCUAUCUGGGGAAACAGCCGAAGAAACAAUAUGUGCUGGAGGUGUUCCUGCCAAAAAACAAAAAAAAACCCCACCGAGGAAGAAAAAAACGAGGAGAGCCGCAAAGGCAGCCAUAAGCAGAUGGACUGUGACAGCAGUUCAUGCUGCAAAUGAUGCAGGAUUUCGUCUAUAUCAUAGAUCAACCGACAACGACAGCCAUCAAGAGCAGCUCCUCAAACAGCGCUUCUGAAGAAUCGGAAUCUUCAUCAGUCGGUAUGCUUCAGCUUCCUUCGAAUAUCACCAUCACAGAGUCGCUGCCAACUGAGAUGGACAUGUCUAAAUUUGUUUCCUGUCUCUCUGUUCUUCCUUACCAGAUGAGGGAGUAA
Molecule: messenger RNA, 467 nt
Organism: Darwinula stevensoni
Lineage: Eukaryota; Metazoa; Arthropoda; Ostracoda; Podocopida; Darwinulidae
Source: the annotation of a GenBank genome assembly